Malaclemys terrapin pileata is the source of this 3155-nucleotide messenger RNA. It is a transcript of the gene MTA3, whose product is annotated as metastasis associated 1 family member 3. Lineage: Eukaryota; Metazoa; Chordata; Testudines; Emydidae. Gene Ontology annotation, cellular component: NuRD complex; nucleoplasm. Bases 248 to 2023 code for a protein of 591 amino acids. Gene Ontology annotation, molecular function: transcription coactivator activity; sequence-specific DNA binding; transcription corepressor activity. The record is from RefSeq and is a predicted model, not a curated record. The transcript is spliced from 17 exons. Gene Ontology annotation, biological process: negative regulation of transcription by RNA polymerase II.
UGGUGCAGCGUCCGCCCGGGCAGGGCUAUCCGUGCGCUGGCGCCGCUCGCGUCCCCACACGGGCAACCCAGGAGGGCUCCGGGCCCGGCGGCUCUUUAACCCUUGCCCUGCCGCGCCCCGCGCCGGGCAGCUCCGGGGAGGGCCGCGGCGGCGGCGGCGGGGCCCGAGGCGGGGAGGGGGGGCAGAGCGAGCCGCUCCCUCCCGGCCCGGCCCAGGCGGCAGGAGGAGCAGGGCGCGGAGCGCAGACAUGGCGGCCAACAUGUACCGAGUGGGAGAUUACGUUUAUUUUGAAAACUCCUCGAGCAAUCCAUAUCUGAUCAGGCGAAUAGAAGAACUUAACAAGACUGCUAAUGGCAAUGUGGAAGCAAAAGUUGUGUGCUUUUACAGACGACGAGACAUUUCCAACAGCCUUAUAAUGCUUGCAGAUAAACAUGCUAAAGAAGUUGAAGAAGAGUCUGAAACUACGAAUGAGGCCGAUUUGACUGAUAAACAGAAACAUCAGUUGAAACACAGAGAGCUCUUUCUUUCUCGCCAGUAUGAGUCUCUUCCUGCAACACAUAUCAGGGGAAAAUGCAGUGUUGCACUUCUGAAUGAGACCGAAUCUGUGUUGUCAUAUCUUGAUAAAGAGGAUACUUUUUUUUAUUCGCUGGUAUAUGAUCCAUCACUGAAAACACUUUUAGCAGACAAAGGAGAAAUCAGAGUGGGACCUAGAUAUCAAGCAGAUGUACCAGACAUGCUUGCUGAAGGAGAAUUAGAUGACAGAGAGCAGGCAAAGCUGGAAGUAAAAGUAUGGGAUCCAGAUAGCCCCCUUACUGAUCGUCAGAUUGACCAGUUUUUAGUUGUAGCACGUGCGGUUGGUACAUUUGCUCGAGCUUUGGACUGUAGUAGUUCUGUCAGGCAACCUAGUUUACACAUGAGUGCAGCUGCUGCUUCCCGAGACAUCACACUGUUCCAUGCAAUGGAUACAUUACAUAAGCACAACUAUGAUCUGAGCAGUGCCAUUAGUGUUCUGGUACCACUUGGAGGACCAGUUCUAUGCAGAGAUGAAAUGGAAGAAUGGUCAGCUUCGGAAGCUAGUUUAUUUGAAGAGGCUUUGGAAAAAUAUGGUAAAGACUUCAAUGACAUACGACAAGACUUUCUUCCUUGGAAGUCGCUGACUAGCAUAGUUGAAUAUUAUUACAUGUGGAAAACUACUGACAGAUACGUACAACAGAAACGUCUGAAGGCAGCUGAAGCAGAAAGUAAAUUGAAACAAGUGUACAUCCCAACCUACAACAAACCAAAUCCCAAUCAACUAUCCAGCAACAACGGGAAACCAGGAGCAGUGAAUGGAGCUAUGGGAGCAUCUUAUCAGACACAGACCUCAUUAAUAGGCCGGGCUUGUGAAAGUUGCUAUGCCACCCAGUCUCAUCAGUGGUAUUCUUGGGGUCCCCCUAAUAUGCAGUGUAGAUUGUGUGCAUCUUGCUGGAUUUAUUGGAAGAAAUAUGGUGGCCUGAAAAUGCCAACUCAGACAGAAGAAGAGAAACUAUCUCCCUGUCAGACCACAGAGGAUCCCCGUAUUAGAACUCAUAUGUCACGCCAGGCUACGCAGGGUACUCCAGUCCGUAACACUGGUAGUCCAAAGUCUGCGGUGAAAACGCGCCAAGCUUUCUUCCUUCACACGACGUGUUUGACAAAACUUGCCCGUCAGGUCUGCAAAAAUACCCUCCGGUUGCGGCAGGCAGCAAGACGUCCCUUUGUCCCUAUUAACUGUGCUGCCAUUAGGGCAGAAUAUGCAGACCGACAUUGUGAAAUAGUUGGAAGUCCUCUGAAGAUCAAAAGCACUAGAAAACCGCUGUCUUGUAUCAUCGGAUAUUUAGAGAUUCAUCCUGCAAUGAAACCUAAUGUAGUUAGGUCAAUGCCAAGCCUUCAAACCCCAGCUGCGAAACGAAUGCUCGCAACCCCUAAUCAUUCAUCCCGAAGUAUUUUGGGGAAAAGAAACUACAGCCAUCACAAUGGACUUGAGGGAACUUCUCCACUUUGACAUGGAACAGAGCCAGAGUGUCCCUGGGACAUCUGGGAUGUUAAUGACAACAAACCAAGAAAAUCACUCUGUACCUGAUGGACUUUGCAUCAUUUAUCUUGGCUUAUGGGUAGAGAGAGAAAGUAGCAAUGCCAAUUUUCCAAACCACACCAGAAUUUAACCACCAAUCCUGACCCUAAUUCUCUCUCCCUUUUCCAGAACGUUCAUGCUGUAUUUCAGACUGAGAUGUCCUCUUUCCUUCCUCCCAAUCAAGAGUUGCCUCAGCUCCUGGAGGAACAAAUAUUGAGGUGUACAGCUGAGAAUAAGGACUAUACUAAGCUGUUUCCUGCUGCAUUUGACUAGGACCCCAAGUACAGCCAGGUGGGGAGGUGACAUGAGCAGUUGACAAAGCAAGAAAAGGACAAACCUCCAAACAAUCUAUCUCCAGUUUUUGAUGACAGUCUAAUCUCUCUCUCUCUCUCUCUCUCUCCCUCCAUAUCAUUGCCUAUUCAGGAGUAAGACUCAGAUGGGGUAUGAGUGGGGAAGAAACAGUCCUUUCAUUGCUCCCACUUUUUCUGUUGGAAGCUUGCAACUCUGUAUGCCAAGCACAGGAAAAUGUAAAUAGUAUCUCUCAUUGGCGAAGUAUUGAGAGACUGGACACUUUCUUGUUCGAGUCUUUCUUGCUUCAUGGAGAAACAGUAAAAGUUGCAUGUAUCUGCUUCAUCCUGACUCAUCAGAUAUGUAAUCAUAUGUGAAAAUAUGUAUACAGGAAAGGUUUUUUCACAGUAUGAUUGAAUUUCUUGUUUAGAAAUGUACUCGUGUAUUCUAUCUUGUGGUGCAAUCUCUCUGUCUUUUUUGUUUGGAGAUAUCAGACUCUCAGUUUUGUUUCUCAAUAGGGAUUUCAGACAUUCUCCUGAGAUGGCAUUAUCUCAUGUAGAAUGUAUAUCAGGAGCAACCGUGUAAAAUUAUUAUUAAUUUGAAGCUUAAUUUGCUAGUGUGUGUAUAUUGUUGUUGAUAUGAGUAUUUUAUUGGUUUUGUACAUAACUUAGUAUUGUUCUACUUUAGUUAUUACAAACAUCAUUUUUUUUUACCUGUCAACUGGGCACAUUUGAUAUGUAAAUGAUUAAGACUCAAUAAACAAGGAACCCCACAA